This is a messenger RNA of Xyrichtys novacula (pearly razorfish), 6727 nucleotides long. The record is from the annotation of a GenBank genome assembly. Lineage: Eukaryota; Metazoa; Chordata; Actinopteri; Labriformes; Labridae.
AUGCUUCAGUAUCUGGACCCAGGUUCUUGGAAAAUUCCUCCACCCAGCAGUUUAGAUGUGAAGCCUCAGUAUGUUCAUCAUCUGGAACCAAACCCUCCACCAGAGAUCAGCCACUCCAUACCUCAAAAGAAAGGUGCUCACAUCAUUUCCAUUUCACUGAUGAAUACUGCAGACAAAAAACAUUUUUUUAAGAACCAUUAUUUGUGAGAUAUAUGUUCAUGCAUUGUUUUUUUUAAUGAUUCUUGUAAAAAAAAAAAAAACAGGAUGUACAGUGGUGUGAAAAAGUGUUUGCCUCCUUCCUGAUUUCUUAUUUUUUGCAUGUUUGUCACACUUAAAUGUUUCAGAUCAAAGUCAAAGACAACACAAGUGAACACAAAAUGCAGUUUUUAAAUGAAGGUUUUCAUUAUUAAGGGAGGAAAAAAAAUCCAAACCUACACGGCCCUGUGUGAAAAAGUGAUUGCUCUCCUUGUUAAAACAUAACUUACCUGUGGUUUAUCACACCUGAGUUCAAUUUCUCUAGUCACACCCUGGCCUGAUUACUGCCACACCUGUUCUCAAUCGAGAAAUCACUUAAAUAGGACCUGCCUGACAACGUGAAGUGGACAAAAGAUUCUCAAAAGCUAGACAUCAAGCUGAGAGCUAAAGAAAUUCAGGAACAAAUGAGAGAGAAAGUAAUUGAGAUCUAUCAGUCUGGAAAAUGUUAUAAAGCCAUUUAAAGCAUUUUGUGUUCACUUGUUGUCUUUUGACUGAUUUCAAUUUGUUUGAUCUGUAACAUUUAAGUGUGACAAACAUGCAAAAAAAUUAAGAAAUCAGGAAGACCUUUUCUUUUUCUUUUCAAACACUUUUUUGCACCACUGUAUAAAGUAUUAAUUUGCACAUUGUUCAAAACAGUAUACAAAUAACUUUCAAGUAAACAAACCAUUGAACUUUUCAUAACGCUUCUGUUAUAUUAAUUACCUCGUCAUUUUAGUUUAAAUCUUGUAUAAACAGUAAACUAGCAAAACUCAAAUCACAACUUCGAUAGGUUUUGAUGUCUACACUGUUACUCCUUCAAUGUAUUUGUGUUUGAAAGUUAGUGUCAUACACCUACAGUGCAAUAUUGUCAUCAAUAGAGAUGCAUUCAUGUAACUGUAGAGCAUCUUUUUCAUCUAAAAAAAGUUCAUGAGUUUAAAUUAAGAAAAAGCAUAAGCUGAAAAAAGAUUAGACAUCACUCAGUGUGUGUGUGUGUGUGUCUGCGUGCGUGCAUGUGCUUUCCUCACAGAUGUAAAACAGAGGUGUGUAAAUUACACUGUGGCUGCUGUGUUGAGCCUGCUACUCCUGCUCCUGCUGGCUGCCAUUCUCCUUGGUUAUUACUGUGAGUUCAAGAUUUAUCUCUGUAACGCUACUUAUGUGGACUCGACCUAGAGUAAAAAAAAAAGAAUGCACAUACUGUGCACGGAUUUACAGUAAUUCAUUCCACCUAUUCUUGUGUGUCCUCCUGUGUCCUAGACUCCUCACCCUGUAUGCACGGGAGGCGGUGUGGCAGUGAGGGCUGCGUGUGGGAGUCUCAGUGGUGUGAUGGAGUGGUGGACUGUCCUGCAGGCCAAGAUGAAGCGAACUGUGGUAAAGAGCUUAUUUCUAAUUUAGGGGACACAUCUAGGAAAACUGUUGUUGUGUUCAGUACAAAGACAUAUAAGGGGCAGCUGUGACUCAGUAGUAGAUUAGGUAGUCUCUCAAUAGGAAGGUUGAAGGUUAGAUCCCAGGUCCCACAAGUGUUCAUAGGCAAGUCAUCGAUACUGUUCUGCCCCACUAGUUGUAUCCAUUGAUGUCUUAAUGAAUACUGAUAGUGCUUUGAAUAUCAGUGUGUGAAUGUGGUGUGACAGGGUGAAUCUGAACCGUGAAGUUAAAGUGCUUUGAGUGUUCAGAGGACUAGAGAAAGGGCUUCAUAUACAUAUUUUAUAUAUAUUGAUUAUUAUUUCAGUUAUUUUUUGGUGAGAUUACAUCAAAUUUCUGUAACCCUUUUUUCAGUUGUGUUUUUAUUGUAUUCAAAUUUUUAAAAAAGUCAUUCAUACAGUUUAUGAACUUCAUUUGAAAGACAAUUCAAACUCAGAUUAAAAAGCAUCAAACUUGUCUUGCUUAAAUAUUUUCAUUUCCCAUGCUAUAUCACCCCACUUUAUCUUUGUUCUACUACUUCACAAACUGUCUCUGUUGUUUGGGCUCAGUGAGGGUGUUUGGUUCAAGUUCCCUACUUCAGAUCUACUCGACUCGGAGUCAAACCUGGAGGACAGUUUGCUCUCAGGGCUGGAGCGACAUACAGGGUGGAGCAAGCUGCUUGCAAAUUGGAUACAGCAGGUAAGAUGCUGAGAUUAAAGAUUUUAAAUCUAAAGAAUCAAAUGUUUUAAAUAAAGUUGUGCUCUUUUGUUGUUUGAUUUGGAAGGGGAACAUAUUUCAAAUCAGGUCACAAACAGGUCGACUCUGACAAUGGAUUUGCGAUAGUGAAGUCCAACUUUAAGCCUGAUGUAUCUCUUCUGCAACAGUAUGACCUGAGGUUAGUGAUACACGAAUAAACAGGUAUAAAUACGCAAAUAUUGAUCAGCUAUAGACCCAGAUACAUGUCAGUGUUUUUCCCUGCAGCAGUACAUGUCCGAACAACAACGCAGUGACAUUGCUUUGUACAGGUAUGUAAUUCAACAACAUGGUAGCUUAAUUUUUGUUUAAAAAGGACACAUUACCAGGCCAACAUCACAAGACUUAAGUUUUCAAAAUACACUCUGGUUUUCCACUCUUUUACUAUGCCCACAAAGGAUUCUUACUGGGCUUGAAUUGACUCAUAAAAUAGCCCUGUCACAAAUAUCCUCUCUCAAUAUCACAACAUCAAUUUCAUCCACAGACUGUGGAGGAGGGAUAAACUCAAGUAGAGCUACAAGGGGCCAACCUGCAUCUCAGGGGUCCUGGCCAUGGCAGGUCAGCAUGCAGGUUGCAGGUUCCCACCGCUGUGGAGGAGCUGUCAUCUCUCCCUACUGGAUAGUCACUGCAGCUCACUGUGUCGCCAGGUGAGGCUGUGGCUCUUUGCAUACUUCCAAAGCAGAGGUUUGAGUUUUGAUCCUGUUUGAAUUGAUCUACCCUCUGUUUUUUUUUUUGUUUUCUCGCAGUGUCUCCAGCCCAGGAGACUGGGUAGUCUAUGCUGGGGUAGUGGAUUCAUUAGGCACACUGUUUAACACUCCUCACACCGUGAGCCGCAUUAUAGCCCAUGAAGGCUUCAACAGGCAGACUCGCAGGAGUGACAUCGCUCUGAUGAGAUUGUCUAAACCUUUGGACCAAACAGGUGCCUACAAAUGCAUUUAAACAUGUAAUGUGAUGUGCAGUAUUUUCUCAAAUUCCAAAGUUGGUCCCAUUUAAAUACAUGUUGUACCUUGUCCAGAGUGCACAGAAGCAGUAGGCCUUACUAAACUACAUCUUUAGACUAUGAAUGAAGAACUACAUCUUUUUAGCUGGAUAACAACAGAUAUUAUUACUUUAUAGUUUCCAGUAAUGCUGGACCUGUGUGCCUCCCAAAUGUUGGUCUGAACUUCACCAAAGAUCUGAAAGGCUGGACAGCACAGUUUUCUAAGACUAUGAAUGGUGAGACGGGCUUUCUGUGUUUUUUUAACAGCAAGACUAUUAUGAAAACAAUAUCUCAGACAAUAAGUAUUAGGAUUUGAUGUUUUUAAGGGUUAAGAAAUUAAAUGUCAAGCCAUUUUGUUGGUCACCGGCACUGCCUCUAGGUGGAGCUCAUGGACUUUUACUCUGUUUGCCUUGAUAGUGACUUGCCCAUUUCUACAUUAAAUGUAUUUGAGGUAAUUCUGAAGCUUGAUGGACUAGAGAGUAGAAGGUGUUGAUUUUAAUGUACAAUUGUUUUGUCUCAUUUUAAAGACUCUGACUCUCUAUACCUGACGGAGGCUCAGGUGUAUCUCAUAGAUACUGCAGACUGCAACAGCUCCAUGGCUUACAAUGGUAAAAUUUCCCAGGACAUGUUGUGUGCCAAAGAGGUGGAGACAUCAAGCUAUAUGUGCCGUGUAAGUCAAACAAGUGAGACACACAUAGACACACAGAGGUAAACAAAUCUAUUUUUCAUGAGAGUUGUAAAUGACAAGUUAAAAUGCUAAAACCAGCACAAAUAAACUGGUUGUAUUGACUGAUCGUGACAUAAUACACACCCACAUAUUACACAGUACAAUCUGCUUUUUGUAAAGUGAGUAUCACAUUAUUUCCCUGCCCUCAGGGUGUACUUGUUUAAGCUUUUGCUACAAAAGCAUCCCUUUAAAAUAGAAUAAUGUAAAUUGGGAGUUGGUCUCUGAAUAGCAGUGUUCACUGAAAAAGUAAAAACUCCAGAUAUUAUGAAAACACUUGCAUUUUAUAGCUUUUUCAUAAGCAGCUUUGGUUCUUGGAGGAAUUUAAAGACCAUUCAUGCCCUUAUGUAACUUGCUUCUUGGACUCAAACAAGACCAGCUCUGUGCUAUUUACAUGGUAACAAUUUCAAACAAACAGUUCCACUUUGGACUGAAGCUUAACGUUGACAGCUCUUUUCAUCAGGCUUAGAGAGACCUUGUAAGACCUUAGAUGCUUCCGUACUUGACUAAUGUUUAAUAGUAAGAUUUCAGCAAAACACAGUUUGUUAUUUGCUUAUCACUUAGAUACACUUGAAUUUGAAUGUGAGAAUCUACUGUUUUUUGUUUGUUUGUUUUGUGCCCAACAUUUCCUCAGACUGACAGCGGUGGCCCUCUGGUGUCCUUGAAGGAUGGAGUAUGGUGGCUCAGAGGGGGCGAUAUCUGGGGGCCGAAAUGCAUAGAGCAGAACGCACCAGGUGUUUAUAGCGACAUCACCUUUUAUCUGGACUGGAUCUUCCAUCAGAUGAGGGUAAAAUACUCCACGUACUCCUUGUCUCUCCCUCUACCUCACUUUUUCAGUCAAUCCCAUAGACUGUAUAUAGAAUGGGAUAUAUUAUAUAGAAUAUUAAGGGGUUCAAGUUUUCUAUGAUUGACACCUGGUACAGCCUAUGGGCGUACAAGGCUUGCGUAGUUCACCCGGGGGAUAAGCUGUUGAUGCUGAGCGUCAUCACAGCGACUCUCCCGCCGAAAUGAGCUGCAAAUGGAAGUCAGUGAAGACACAGCAUAUAGAGUGAUGUUUUAGGCUGGUUGAAGACCAGAUGUGCGCCUUUUUGGAUUAUCUGCAGAGGUUUAAGUUUGCAUGCAGAGAGAGACUUGCAGAAGUCAAUAUGAGGUACAACGUUACUAUUACUGCUGUGCAACUUGUUGUCAAGCAGUUUAAAAAUAUUCAUAUUUUCUGCCCUCCAUGAAACAGAAGAUUAAUGUUAAACAGUCUAAGUUGUAAGAGUGUCCUCUGGGUUCAGUCUUUGUGUGUGGUUUUUUAGAGGCUCUGAAAAAGAGAAAAUACAGAAUGAAAACACAAUUUGUUCUAUUAUCAAAGUAAAAAACGCAAUUCUGCUAAAACGGUGUAGCAUAAUGCUCAAAUAUCUUCACCUACAGUCAGUAUCACUGCGGCAUCCCUGCUCCACACAAAGUGCGGCAACAUUCAUCUCUCGAAGGGGUGUCUAACGUGGUGUUGCGGUGUGUUUGACCUUAAAUUAAUUUUAUGCCGUAAUAUCUCUUUAAGUUCAGGAAGUAGUAGAUCAGUGCAUAGAGCCCAUUGCAGGGAGUAAAUGUAUAGAGUUUUCAUUGGGCUAUUUUAUACUUUUAUCCAAAAAAAAAGAUUGCGAUGAUUAUCAAUAUUGUUUUAUCAUCCAGUGCUAUCAGUAAGACAUGGUGAGAUCUGAACCAAGACUGUAAUGUUAUCUGUUGUAAAUUAAGAGCUUGGUAUCCUCUGCACAGAGUGGCACAGUGGUAUUAAUCACCUUAUGAGUGAAUAACUGCACCAAAUGAGAGUGCGUCUUGAAAAGGGGAGAAGACUCCUUGAAGAACCCUAACCAAUAGGCCAUGAGGGGAGCAGGCGCCAGAGAGUGUGAAGGGAGGGACUUGGUGGUUGACUGUGUUAAGGGCAGCAAACAGAUCAAGCAGCAGUAUGACAGAGGGCUGACCAGCAGCUCUGGCAAACUGCAGUCCUGAGUCUUUUUUCAGGAGAGUAGUUCUACUUAAAGCCAGACCAAAUUGGGUCAAAAGGUCGUUGCUUUUAUAAAAUGCUGUCUCUUAGCCAUUUUAAUCUGGAGGAGAAUUAUACAAGUUUUUGCUGAUAAUCACUCAAGUCAUUGGACCUUAUAAAAUCAAGCCACUCUCUCCCUGCUGCCAUGAGCUCAACUCCUUGUCCUCUGAUGAGCUCAGAGAUCAAGAGACUUUGAGGGUUGCAAGGAUGCUUUGACACUAGAGGGCAGAGUUUGUCCAGAGAGGAGGCGAGCGAAUAGCAGGGUGUGUCUCUUGCCAAGGCUACAGUGUGGAGUACUUGUCAGGAGGCAAGGAGAUCUUGUUAGACACUGUGAAUGGUUUUACAAACCAAAUGUUCCUAUAGCAUGAUACCACUUGUUAAGGAAGUUAAAGAAAGAUAAUAGUGAAUUUGAUCAGAUCUAUCAAAAGUAACAAGCAGUUUUUUUGUAAUUUUGAAAAAAUUGGUGAACAGUAUCAACCACUAAAUAUGUGUAGGCUUUGUUCCUUUGAUCAAAAAAUGCAAACCUUUUUAUAAAAACAUGACAUAAGACAAGACAGAAAAACUUGUACUUACAUUUGUGUUUUUCUCUCUACAGAAGUAUCAAGAUGACUGA